UUGUUUUUAUCCCUUUCAGCUGCCUGCUUCCAGCCCCUUGUGCCAUUAUGUAUGAUCGGACUCCUCGAGUGCUCAGAUUUGCUGAAGGCGGAGGCACUGAGGAUCAUGUGGGUCCUGGAUCCUACCAGGUACCUUUCCUGAAGCAGCAGGCAACAGGUGGCUAUGCACCAUUCCUUUCUUUGACUGCCAGAGAAAGUGCUUUUACUGUUGCCUCUGAUGCUGAGAACGCUGCUCCAGGCCCAGGACAUUAUAAUAUUUCAGGAAAACAGAAAAUUUCAAGGUCACCUUCAGUUUUCAGAAGUGUUCAUGUUCCUUCAAUUCCUUCCUGUGGACAGUCAUAUGGUUAUGAUAUUAAUGAUGAUGACAGUAUUGUAAGACAGUUUCCACCUGCUAGUGAUAGCACACUAGGUCCAGCGUACUAUAAACCUCAAUUUGGUUUUUCCAGUGCAACUUUAAAAUACAAGGGAAUACACUUUGGCAACGCUUUUAGAAGAUUAGAGUUACCUGUCAAGUCGGGGCCUGGUCCUGGACAGUAUGAUAUAGUCCAGAAAAAGACACCACAUUAUGAAAAUGUUAAUAUCAAGAAAGAUCAACAGAAAAAAUUACGCUCACAUCUCCCACGAUUUUAUGGAAUAAAGAAAUUGCAGGAGGAAAAAGAGAGAUUCGCACCUGUGAAGUCAACCACCCCAGGUCCUGGCACAUAUAAUGAACCUCGAACUGCUUUCAAAUCCUUGAAGAAAACAUCAACAUUUAAAAAUACUCCGUUUGGUCAAAGUGCUGCUCGAUUCACACAAGGCUCCAAGGCAGAGAAAAUACCAGGCUCUGGGUUUUAUAAUAUCCUCAACAAUACUAUCACCGACAACGUUAGCAAUAAGCGCUCAAAGAGACAGAGAAAAAGUGCAUUCAAGUCUUCUGUUCCUCGGGCUUCCUUCUUGGAUCGGAAAGAAAGUUUUAUUAGUCGUGUUCGUUGUCAGGUAGAAGAAAAAUUGAGCAUAUUAAGUAGAGAAAUAGCACAAAUAAAGACAGGAAUUGAAGUUCUAGAGAUGGAAAUUAUAACACUUGAAAAAGAUUUUUCAAAUUCACAUGCUGGUGGAAUUUCUGAUGAAUUACCUAACUUGACUCAUCAAUGUGUUGCUCUCUUGUCAAGGACAGAAAGAACUACUACAUUAUCCAGGCCUGACCUUCUGGAGACCCAAGUGGAAAGGACAGGGGAAAUGAAAGAAAGAAAGAGGCAAAAAGAUACAAAUAUGGAGAAUUAUACCCAACACAAGACCAAGAAUAAGAGAGACCAAGUUGAGCGGCAGCUCAAAGACCCUCACUGGGAUGACAAUUUGGAUGCUUCUGCUGAGGAUGGAGAGCACUAUGUUCAAAAAUCAUAUGAGCUGUCCCAUGUUCAACACUGAUACAUGCCACCUUGUAGUAUUGUGGCCACAGUGAAACAUGCCUCCUUUCUUAGCACAACUCCUUGGUGUCCAGACAAAAUAACUGAUGGACCAGAUAAGAUUGUAUUCUGA
Molecule: messenger RNA, 1514 nt
Organism: Phyllostomus discolor (pale spear-nosed bat)
Lineage: Eukaryota; Metazoa; Chordata; Mammalia; Chiroptera; Phyllostomidae
Gene: STPG2
Product: sperm tail PG-rich repeat containing 2
Exons: 11
Source: RefSeq, a predicted model, not a curated record